Molecule: messenger RNA, 3989 nt
Organism: Dendrobium catenatum
Lineage: Eukaryota; Viridiplantae; Streptophyta; Magnoliopsida; Asparagales; Orchidaceae
Product: carbamoyl-phosphate synthase large chain, chloroplastic
Exons: 3
Coding region: 167-3742 (1191 amino acids)
Biological process (GO): L-glutamine metabolic process
Cellular component (GO): cytoplasm
Molecular function (GO): ATP binding; metal ion binding
Source: RefSeq, a predicted model, not a curated record
UCAAUUUCUUUCGGUAUUUCCAAAAAAAAAAUUCAGUAUCCUUCUCCGACAGCUCAAUUUACUACUUCAGUCCUCCGCAGCUAAAACCCUACUUUCUGCUCCCAAGGAGUAAGAGGCAGUGCCAGCCAAACGUAAAGAUCGAAUCUUUUUUUAUUCCUUUCACGGUAUGGCUCUCUGCAACCCUAAGCUGUCGAUCAACUCGAUACCCUCUUCUUCCUCAUCCCCCACCUCGACCUCCUUUCCGCCGCCGCGCCACAUCUCAUCACUCUUCCUCUUCCGCCGCCGCCGCCGCCGCCCCUGUCCUGCUUCACUUUCAGCGUCCGAAAAACCUGGCCUUCUCCGCCUCCUUGCACGCGCCCAUGACAAGGAUUCCGAUCCCGUAUCGUGGAUUCCUCGCCGUCCUGGCACCGCCGGCAAGCGCACCGACAUCCAGAAGAUCAUGAUCCUUGGUGCCGGCCCCAUUGUCAUCGGCCAGGCUUGCGAGUUCGACUAUUCCGGCACCCAAGCUUGCAAGGCUCUCCGCGACGAGGGCUAUGAAGUCGUGCUCAUCAAUUCCAAUCCGGCCACCAUCAUGACGGACCCUGGCCUCGCUAACCGUACCUAUGUAGGCCCCAUGACCCCUGAGCUCGUCGAGCAGAUCAUCGCUGAGGAGCGACCUCAGGCACUUCUCCCCACAAUGGGCGGCCAGACGGCUCUCAACCUCGCCGUUGCCCUUCAUGAAUCCGGCGCUCUUGCCCGCUAUGGUGUCGAGCUCAUCGGCGCCAAGCUUGACGCUAUCCGGUGCGCAGAGGAUCGCGAUCUCUUCAAGAAGGCCAUGGCAUCCAUCGGUCUAAAAACCCCGCCUUCAGGCAUCGCUAAUACCAUUGAGGAGUGUGCUUCUGUUGCUGAUGAAAUUGGCGGGUUCCCUCUCAUCAUCCGCCCUGCGUUUACCUUGGGAGGCACUGGCGGCGGCAUUGCUUACAACCGUGAUGAAUUCGAAUCCAUAUGCCGUGCGGGACUUGCCGCCAGUCUCACCACUCAGGUGCUUAUCGAAAAAUCCCUUCUUGGGUGGAAGGAAUACGAGCUCGAGGUCAUGCGCGACCUUGCUGACAACGUUGUCAUUAUCUGCUCAAUUGAAAACAUCGAUCCGAUGGGAGUUCACACUGGCGAUUCCAUUACCGUUGCACCUGCGCAGACGCUAACUGAUAAGGAGUACCAAAGGUUGAGGGAUUACUCGGUGGCUAUAAUUCGAAAGAUUGGAGUAGAGUGCGGGGGCUCCAACGUGCAGUUUGCAGUGAAUCCAGUUGAUGGGGAGGUGAUGGUGAUUGAGAUGAACCCUAGGGUGUCAAGAUCAUCAGCUCUUGCAUCUAAGGCUACUGGAUUUCCAAUUGCAAAGAUGGCUGCAAAGCUUUCAGUCGGAUAUACUCUUGAUCAGAUACCCAAUGAUAUCACAAAGAAGACGCCCGCCAGCUUUGAGCCAUCAAUUGAUUACGUGGUGACAAAGAUUCCACGAUUCGCCUUUGAGAAAUUCCCUGGUUCUCAGCCAAUAUUGACCACCCAAAUGAAAUCUGUUGGUGAGGCAAUGGCAUUGGGAAGGACAUUCCAAGAAUCCUUCCAAAAGGCUGUUCGAUCUUUGGAAUGUGGUUAUGCUGGCUGGGGUUGUGCGCAUAUCAAGGAACUUGAUUGGGACCGGGAGCAAUUGAAGUACAGCCUGCGAGUUCCUAACCCUGAUCGCAUUCAUGCGAUCUAUGCAGCCAUGAAGAAAGGAAUGAAAGUGGAUGAAAUACAUGAUCUCAGCUUUAUUGACAAGUGGUUCCUGUCCCAGCUCAAAGAAUUAGUACAAGUGGAAAAUUUUCUUCAGACUAUAAGUUUAGAUCAGCUGACAAAGGAUGAUCUGUAUGAAGUGAAGAGAAGGGGGUUCAGUGACAAACAAAUUGCAUAUGCUACGAAUACAACUGAGAAAGAGGUUCGAACAAAACGCAUCUCUUCCGGUGUGAUCCCAGCAUAUAAGAGGGUUGAUACUUGUGCUGCUGAGUUUGAGGCAAAUACGCCUUACAUGUACUCUUCAUAUGAUUUUGAGUGUGAAUCUGCUCCUACUAAAAUGAAGAAGGUUUUGAUCUUGGGUGGAGGACCAAACCGGAUUGGACAGGGAAUAGAAUUUGAUUACUGCUGCUGUCAUGCAUCAUUUGCUCUUCGUCAGGAUGGAUAUGAAACAAUCAUGAUGAACUCGAAUCCGGAGACCGUGUCCACAGAUUAUGACACAAGUGAUCGCUUGUAUUUUGAACCUCUGACAAUUGAAGAUGUGGUAAAUGUUCUCGAGAUAGAGCGGCCUGAUGGAAUAAUUGUGCAGUUUGGGGGUCAGACACCUCUGAAGCUUGCAGUCCCCAUACAGCAGUAUCUGGAAGAGAAGAAAUUGAUGUCUGCUAAUGGAACUGGUCGAGUAAGAGUGUGGGGAACUUCACCUGAUUCGAUUGAUGCAGCUGAGGAUAGAGAGAGAUUUAACGCAAUUCUGAAUGAGCUUCAAAUAGAGCAACCAAAAGGUGGGAUAGCAAAGAACGAGGCCGAUGCCUUGUCAAUUGCCUCCAAUAUAGGGUACCCUGUUGUAGUCCGACCAUCUUAUGUAUUAGGUGGAAGGGCUAUGGAAAUUGUUUAUACUGAUGAGAAGCUGCUCAAGUAUCUUGAGACUGCAGUUGAAGUUGAUCCCGAGCGCCCUGUACUGAUAGAUAAGUAUCUUUCAGAUGCUACAGAGAUUGACGUGGAUGCAAUGGCAGAUUCUGAGGGUAAUGUAGUAAUUGGUGGUAUCAUGGAGCACAUAGAACAAGCUGGAAUUCAUUCUGGUGACUCAGCUUGUUCUCUUCCAACAAAAACUGUAUCGAAUAAGUGCUUGGACAUAAUCCGUUCAUGGACCACAAAACUUGCAAAAAGACUUGGUGUAUGCGGCCUUAUGAACUGCCAGUAUGCCAUUACUGCAUCUGGUGAUGUCUAUCUCCUCGAGGCAAACCCUCGUGCUUCCCGCACAGUUCCUUUUGUUUCUAAAGCUAUUGGUCAUCCUCUAGCAAAAUAUGCCUCUCUUGUUAUGUCUGGAAAGACAAUAUAUGAUAUUGGAUUCACAAGUGAGGUGAUCCCAAAGCAUGUUUCAAUCAAGGAAGCUGUUCUUCCUUUUGAAAAAUUCCAAGGCUGUGAUGUGCUUCUUGGACCAGAGAUGCGCAGCACAGGAGAAGUCAUGGGAGUUGACUUCGACUUCCAUGUAGCAUUUGCAAAGGCACAAAUUGCAGCUGGUCAGAAGCUUCCUGUGGAUGAUGAUGGCCUUCUUGGCAGUAAAAAGACAGUUUUCCUCAGCUUAAAUGAUCUAACAAAGCCCCACCUUGCAUCAAUAGCUGAUGGAUUUCUUCAACUGGGCUUUCGACUUGUUGCGACUUCUGGGACGGCUCGGGUGCUCGAGAUGGAGAACUUACCAGUCGAACGAGUUCUAAAGAUGCACGAGGGUAGACCCCAUGCUGGUGACAUGUUGUCAAAUGGUGAGAUACACAUAAUGGUAAUAACUAGUUCUGGUGAUGCUUUGGAUUCAAUAGAUGGGAGACAACUGAGAAGAAUGGCAUUGGCUUGUAAGAUCCCACUAAUAACUACUGUUGCUGGGGCGCUGGCUACUGUGAAGGCAUUGAGGAGCUUGAAGCACAGCUCUAUUAAGAUGUUGGCUUUGCAAGACUAUUUUCACCCUGUGGAUGAAGAGCUUGAUUUGCGAGCUGCAUCCUCUACUGUUUAGCAGUUAAUUUCUGAUGGAAAAUCACCCCAAAUUUGAGUCAUCAUUGGCUUAAAACUUCUUAGAAAUGUAUCAUUUUAUUUUCUCUCAUGCUGUUGUAUUCAUUUGUUUUGCUAAUAAACUAUUUGCCUGUUUAUCGUCUCCUUGCAUUGCCUUGGUAUACUGGCUGUAGCCUGUGCUGGAUUGUUAUCUUUGCAGAGUUUUCAACCUGGACUAUUUACAAAAUUGUUAACUACUUUCUGUUCAAAAA